GGUGAGGGAAGGGGAAGGGCGGGGCCGAGCUGGGGCAGCGCCGGAGCCGGCUGCGCGAUUAACUCUUUCUGUAUCACGUGCCUUGGAAUUGGACCUGCAGAUAAUGGCAUUACAUCCACGCAGAGUUCGUUUGAAACCCUGGCUAGUAGCCCAGGUAGAUAGUGGCAUGUAUCCAAACCUCGUAUGGCUUAAUCGGGAAGCAAAGCGAUUUCAGAUCCCCUGGAAGCAUGCAACUCGACACAGUCCUCAGCAUGAAGAGGAGAACACCAUCUUUAAGGCAUGGGCUGUGGAAACAGGGAAAUACCAGGAAGGAGUUGAUGAUCCAGACCCUGCAAAAUGGAAAGCACAGCUCCGAUGCGCUCUUAACAAAAGCCGGGAGUUCAACCUGAUGUAUGAUGGCACGAAAGAGGUGCCCAUGAAUCCUGUUAAAAUUUAUGAAGUGUGUGAUAUUCCACAGUCUCAGGGAUCAAUCAUUAACCCAGGCUCCACCGGCUCUGCUCCAUGGGAUGAGAAAGAUAAUGACCUUGAUGAGGAGGAGGAAGAGGAACUGAAUCCAUCUCAGCAUGUUCCCAUACAGGACACCUUUCCAUUUCUUAAUAUCAAUGAUUCCCCGAUGGGGCCAGCCAGUGCGGGAAACUGCAGCCCUGAAGCGGUGUGGCCAAAGAAUGAACCUCUAGAUAUGGAGAUGCCUCCAUCUGCUCUGCAGCAUGACUUCUUCAGCUCUCCGGAGCUCUGGAUUAGCUCUCUUCCUAUGACAGAUCUAGAAAUCAAGUUUGAGUAUCGAGGAAAAGAGAUUGGGCAGACAACGACUGUAAGCAACCCCCAGGGAUGUAGACUCUUCUAUGGAGAACUGGGCCCUAUGCCAGACCAAGAAGAGCUGUUUGGACCUAUUAGUUUGGAGCAAGUAAAGUUUCCAGGAACAGAUCAAAUCACCAACGAAAAGCAGAAGAUCUUCACAAGUCGGCUACUAGAUGUUAUGGACAGGGGACUGAUUCUGGAGGUCAGUGGCCAUGCCAUCUAUGCCAUUCGGCUCUGCCAGUGCAAGGUGUACUGGUCUGGACCAUGUGCCCCUUCAUCCAUCGCACCAAACUUGAUUGAGAGACAAAAGAAAGUCAAACUCUUCUGUCUGGAAACAUUUCUAAGUGAGCUGAUUGCCCAUCAGAAAGGACAGGUAGAAAAACAGCCACCUUAUGAGAUCUACUUCUGUUUUGGAGAAGAAUGGCCUGAUGGAAAACCUAGGGAGAGAAAGCUGAUAGUGGUUCAGGUAAUCCCAGUUGUAGCUCGGAUGAUUUAUGAAAUGUUUUCUGGUGACUUCACACGUUCCUUUGACAGCGGCAGUGUGCGGCUUCAGAUCUCCACUCCUGACAUUAAAGACAACAUUGUUGCCCACCUGAAACAGCUAUACCGCCUCCUGCAAACUCACCAAGAGGGCUGGCCAAUGCAGGCAUCAACUAUGCAUAUUGCUCAGCCACUCCCAGCACAAUGAUGUAUUUUCAGUCUCUGAUUUAACUCUGCUCCACUCUCUGGUUUCUUAUAU
This is a messenger RNA of Caretta caretta (loggerhead turtle), 1537 nucleotides long. RefSeq names its product interferon regulatory factor 6 (gene IRF6). Lineage: Eukaryota; Metazoa; Chordata; Testudines; Cheloniidae. The record is from RefSeq and is a predicted model, not a curated record. Gene Ontology annotation, cellular component: nucleus. Gene Ontology annotation, biological process: regulation of transcription by RNA polymerase II; immune system process. Gene Ontology annotation, molecular function: RNA polymerase II cis-regulatory region sequence-specific DNA binding; protein binding; DNA-binding transcription factor activity, RNA polymerase II-specific.